Messenger RNA from Lactuca saligna, 609 nucleotides. The record is from the annotation of a GenBank genome assembly. Lineage: Eukaryota; Viridiplantae; Streptophyta; Magnoliopsida; Asterales; Asteraceae.
AUGAAUAACAUGAACGAGGAGAUGUUGUUCUUGACUGUAUCCCAGACUCCGAAUGUACAACAAUUAAGGCAAGAUAUUUGGGGGUUUCUUUCAAGAAGCAAGUACAAUGUACAUCAACUAAAGUUUACUUGGUCUCAAAUUCUUCUUGCCCAGGUUCCAAUGGCUCCAAAACAGCCAAGCACAGGACUCUUUGUGGGUCUAAACAAAGGGCAUGUUUUCACCAAGAAGGAAUUAGAACCUCGUCCUUCUGACAGAAAAGGGGAAGUUGACCCUUGUGAGGACUUAACUGAUGAUGACAUCAGAACUGCCAUACAAAAUGCAACAGGCCCUAGAUAUGCAUUGUUUGUACCUGAAAUGGGCUAUCGAUGUAUGGUGAAUGAGUUACAGAGAUUUCCUGUUCUCAGAAAGAGAAUGGAUGAUAUCAUAGUUGUGGAGGUUACCUUGCAGCAAGUGAAAUCUUCUAAGCUUGCAACAACAGUGUCGAGGCAAAAGGGUGGAGUUGAGUCUGAAAAAGCUCCACAAUCUGAAAGGGGUAUAAAGUCACGUGCAAUUCUUUCUAGGCCUUUUAAUGGAAUUGUCACAGAACAAGUUCUCUUUUUUUUCAUUUAA